Messenger RNA from Ictidomys tridecemlineatus (thirteen-lined ground squirrel), 2122 nucleotides. RefSeq names its product cilia and flagella associated protein 96 (gene Cfap96). Gene Ontology annotation, cellular component: centrosome; cytoplasmic microtubule. The record is from RefSeq and is a predicted model, not a curated record. Lineage: Eukaryota; Metazoa; Chordata; Mammalia; Rodentia; Sciuridae.
UCUUUUGUAUCCUAUAGACCCUCACAAGUCGUCCCGUGUGUUUUUCGAUGCGGACUGGAACUCUCCUCGUGUCCUCCCUUAGUCUACUUGGAAUAGUUUCUCCCGUACCCAGGGCAACGCGGCACAAUAAGCCCCAGCGGUGCACCGAACGUGCGGAGUCUUUUCGCAGCCUGCGCGCGCCUGGCGGGAAUCCCUAACGCGCGGGAGGGCGACUCGGAGCCUAGUUGCUCCUGCAGCGCAGUAAAUCCGGACCCGAGCUGGUACGAUCUGAUCUUGGUUGUCAGAUCAGGUGCCCUUCGGAGAGGCGACUUGUUCCUCGCAGACACCAGUAAGCUUUUGCUAUAAACGAAGCAACAAGAAAGAAACUUUUGAAGUUACCACCGUAAGAAGCAACCAUGCCUAUAGAAGGAGGAAAAACGGAUAUGGAGAGGAUUGGCCUCUUCAGUGAGAUGGAAUAUAUUACUGUUGGUGAUAAAUAUGUCUCACCAUUUAAUCGACCCUUUAAUGAGGCUGCAAGCAAAAAUAGACAGAUUCUACCUGGGGGAACCAAAGAAAUGUCAAAUCUCCAGGCAGGUUAUUUUGAUCCCCAAUUUGCAAGGAUUUUUGAAGGCGAAGGCUAUGUAAAUCUAAAUCAAGUGAGAAGACGGCAUAUGAUGGAAGAAGCCAAAAAAAAUCUUGCCAAAGCCUUUAUCCCGAGUAGUGGAGAUAAAAAACCAUGUGGACUGGGAAGCUACUAUGGAACAAUAGGUGGUCCAGUCCCAUCCUUCAGUGCACAGGCCAAACCCAGGGAACAAUAUAUGCCACCAGGAAAGAAUUUAUACACAAACCCAGGAAAGAAAGGAACCGGAUAUGGCUAUGCAAAUAUUACCAUAGGUAAACAGUUUUCACACUCUUCUGAUUUAUAUGAUGCAGCAAGACAAAAUUUUAAGAAAGAAAAUGAAGAGCACCAUCGGUUACUGAAGGGGGCACCUUUCAAGUUAAAUCUUUACCCAAGGGACUAUUUUGACACUAAUCCUUAUUUUACUGAAAAACCUUUACCUCCAAUUAAAAAAGAAGAGAAGAAAGAAUCACUUUUAAGUCCUUUUAAGCCCUCUUCUCCUGGUAAAAAGCCUGGUGGAAUGAAAGCAGGAACAUUUGAACCUUACCCAUCACAUUCUACUGACCUUUAUAUGCUUAAACCAGGAAAGGAGGUUUCCAAAAAAGACGAUAAGGUUUUUCAUCCUCCAAGUGGACCAAAAAGCAGACCAAUUGAAAGCAUAAUGAGUAUGAAUGUCAAAAGGGCACUCAAUAUGAAGAACUACAAGACUGCUUCAUUACAGUCCUAUUAGCAACUGCAAGACAAAUAACUUUCUAAAUCCUUACUACCAGUAACUUGUCAUCAAGAGCUAAUUAUUUGAAAAAAUGCAAAAUGCAAAGUGUGUUGAACAGAUAGCUCGAGCCUUGAAAAGAAAUUAACCUCCAACUCCAAUAUUCUUCCUGAUUUUAGUACUACUACUUAAUAAAUAGUUUUUGCUAAUAAUUUAACAUGUGAUUUCUGACUUAUGUUUUAGAUUUGUGUUCCUAAGCAGAGUAUAAUGCUGAAAAAUGUUAUAAAAUCUUUAAAUGGAGUCUAUUACUUGGAAUCUUAAAAUUUCACAGUUGAGGUCAGGAACAGAGAAGGCUGGAGGAGUAGACUGUACACCACAAAUUCUUAACUUGCUUCUUCUUCUCAGAGUGUUGAAAAACUGUACUGAUAGUUAUCCAACUGUCAUAGCCUACCAUUAACACUCUAAACAAAGAAACAUUAGAUCCAUUUAUAUUGCACAAUUUAUAUAUGUAUACAUUAUAGUGAGACAUAUGUUUCAACUCAUGGUGUCAUAUCUUUUAUUUGUAACUUAGGUAGAACAUCCGAUUACUUAGCCAAUGGCAGCUCCAAGAUAAGUUGAGGGGGAGGGGGGAAUGCAUGGAUUCAUUCUUAUAAUUCGUAAGAUGGAUUUGUUUUUGGUAUUCCUCUAAAGCUGCCUCUCUUAGAGCAUCCAGAUCACUCCAAUGCUUUAGUUCCCAAGUUCUUUCUUCUCCUUAAUCUGCCUUCUCUCUUUUAAAAAUGUGCUUUAAAUAUGAUUAAAUAUAUUACUGUUAUUUA